AAGGACUGUUCCUUCAGCAGUGUGAUACUUAAAGACAGGAGGACAGGAACUAUCUGGUGCAGGCAUGAAGGACGGUACUAUCACUCGUGCCCUUUGUGUUGCGAUGUGGUGGGUGUGCAUGGUGUCAGGGAUGUAUGAUGACGGUUGUCCCUCGAGAGCAGAGUGUAUCCCCAAGCACCAUUGUAAACACGGGACUGUGCGGCCGAGGGACCCAAGUGCUUGUGGAGCGGGGCAUCGGGGCCACCUCGUGUGCUGCCUGCAGGUCCGUGGAGAUAGGUACGACAAGAGCUCGUAUGGCAUGGAUUACUACGACGACCGUUAUGGCAAGUUGUACGCAAGUCCUUUAUCAAAAUUUGCUAAGGAAGUGUUGCAUAACUACAGGCACAAAGAUGAGUGUGGAGUAAGAUACCAUUCACCGAAGGACAUGGCACGAGUGUCCACAGGAUACAUCGGUGAUAAAGGAUUUACAAGCUUUGGAGAGUACCCGUGGCACGUGGCGUUGCUCGUCCGAGAAAGGCAUCACCGUUUGCCGUUCGUGCGACAACUAACUACAUACAGAUACCACUGCGGUGCCACUCUGAUCCACCCUGUGUUGCUGCUGACUGCCGCUCACUGCGUCAAAGGAAUCAAAAGGAAUAGGUUGAAGGCUCAUCUCGGCGAGUGGAACCUGUAUAGCACAUCUGGCGAACUAUUUCCUGCCGUGGAGAGACGAAUAAGCAAGGUCUUCAUUCACAGUGGGUACAACCCGGCAACGUUCUUGAACGAUAUCGCGCUUCUUCAGAUGAACAGACCAGUUGACACAACGAAAACUCCUCACAUCGCCCCAGCGUGUCUUCCGAAGGACUCGUACAAGUUCAAGGAUGACCAGAAAUGCUUCAUAGUCGGAUGGGGAGAUGAUGCUUACAAGCCUAUUCUUGGAAGUAAUAUACUCAAAGCCACCUCGGUGACUUACUCCUCCGAAGAAGAGGAGUGCGCAGACAAGUUGUACGCCUCCAUCCCUCACAUUAGUGAUGAAUAUACUCUGGACCCUGACAGUCAGAAGUGUAUUGUUGGGGGCUAUGGGCGCGAUGCUUGUACGGGCGACGGUGGCGGUGCGGUGGUGUGCCCCUUGGACAACAAUGAGGGCCCUGACGCAUGCCACGAACACGACUGUGAAGACGAACACUACUUCGUGGCCGGCAUAUUGUCUUUCGGCUCUCCUGUGUGCGGGGAGGACUCGGUUACUAUAGUUACCGAUAUAGUAAAGAAGAUUAAUUGGGUUCAUACAAUAAUCAGUCCCGCAGGUGGCCUAAAAGAUUAUGACUACCUGUUUUAUGACAAAGGCCCACAUUAUAAAAAGAGGACCGCAACGGACCACCAGACGCCGAACACCACCACCACCACAUCCUGAGGCCUCGUGUUCUGCAAGUGUAGUAUUUGUUGCCGACCAGUGGCGCUUUGAAGUAACCUAAAGAAAGGAAGUGUAUUAUGGAAGUCAAACGUGCAUAAUUAAUGGUAACUAAGUAGAAGAGGUUAACAAUUAACAUAACUAAGACAAAUGCUCAAAAUGUUCUUAAAUUCGAAGUGGAAGCUCUCUCGCCUAUCAAUAUUGUUGGCUUGUAAAAUAUUUUACUUGUUUUGUCUGAUUUAUCAAAUUUAUCAAUAUACAUAUGUGAAGCUGUGAGGUUGAUAUUCUUAGAUGUAUUAGCACUUUAUAUUUGAAAUGUUUUUUCAUUAAUACUUUUGCAUUAAUACUUUAUAUUUGAGUUUUCUUUGUAUUAAUGUGCCUUUCAAGCUUGUACUAAUGUGCCUUUCAAGCUGAUGCAUUACACUACGCAUGAUGGAAUAGACUUGCUUCGUAUGACUCACACACUCCCCGCAAGAAGAUAAACAUUAGAUAAUUAAAUCAAAAUUAAAAUGAUUAAUAAAAAA
Molecule: messenger RNA, 1911 nt
Organism: Portunus trituberculatus (swimming crab)
Lineage: Eukaryota; Metazoa; Arthropoda; Malacostraca; Decapoda; Portunidae
Product: phenoloxidase-activating factor 2-like
Exons: 9
Coding region: 65-1390 (441 amino acids)
Biological process (GO): proteolysis
Molecular function (GO): serine-type endopeptidase activity
Source: RefSeq, a predicted model, not a curated record